Megalobrama amblycephala (Wuchang bream) is the source of this 5101-nucleotide messenger RNA. Its product is annotated as NACHT, LRR and PYD domains-containing protein 3-like. The coding region runs from base 907 to 4062 and encodes 1051 amino acids. NCBI's taxonomy places the organism in Eukaryota, Metazoa, Chordata, Actinopteri, Cypriniformes, Xenocyprididae. The record is from RefSeq and is a predicted model, not a curated record. The transcript has 11 exons. Gene Ontology annotation, molecular function: protein binding.
GGAGAAGAGACCAACGGUGAAAAUCCUUUGUGAGACAGCUGAGCAAUGGUGAAAAAUUGUCACCUGUACGCCUAAAUAUUUGAAGCUAUGUAAAGAGGCCUUGAAUAUUUUAUGUGUGUAAAGAACUUCUAUCCGCUUCUUCUGGUUUAUGCAGAUCUUCUUCUUUGCUUGUUUUUGGAUCUGGAGAUCCUCUACUCUUUUUCUUAUUCAUUCGAUCACUCUCUCUUUUCAUUAUUUUUCUCCACUGACCCACAAGCGACAGACUGAACCUCCUACUUCUGGUUGUAAAUUUCCCCUUUUAGUAGCAGAAACUUCCUGCUGUGCAAGUAUUGAGUAAUAGACACAAGACAUGGGCAUGAAUAGCAUGAAUAAAGAGUGACAUUCUUGCUCACUGUACACGUCACUUGCUCUUCCAGCGAUCUGAUAAUGCUGUGGGAACAAACCGAUCCAGCCCUAAAGCUUCAGUGGAUUACAGCAGUAAAUUGAAUGAAUCCAGCAGGAGGAAAAUGCUGUCGUGAUUUGAAAAUGUGCCGCUGAUUGGGAGCGUUGAAUAGCAAAUUUUCACUUCAUUUAAGGAAGUCAAAGAAAUUUCAGUUCAUCACAACAGUUCAGAGGAGGAAAAAGAAGAUUUACAAAUAUUAUCUGAGCGGAACUCAAACCCGGGUCCACCAGCAUGGGAGGCGGGUGCUCUAACAAGGAGACUAAAGACUGCAGUCUAUAGCGCUAGAGCACCUCUUGAGUUCAGGAAAACGCGUGGGCUCCGAGCUCAGAAUAUUGGCCCGAACCCAGAGUUCUUCCCCCGGUGUGGUAAAAUAGAGCUAGAGUAGAUAGAACUAGAAGUGAGGAGAUGGGGUGGAGGAGGCAUGCUGAUAAACUCUCAGAUGAACCGGGCUAUUAAUCGGGACGAUGGCAUCAGUUAAAGAGCUGCUCAAGAAAUCACUGUAUGAACUGGAAGGAGAUGAUCUAAAGGAGUUUCAGUGGCAUUUAGAGAAUGAUCAUGAGAGUAUAUCAAAGUCUGACAUGGAGAAUGCAGAUAGGUUAAAAACUGUGGAUAAAUUGGUGGAGGGUUUUGGACCAGAAGAAGCUGUGAAGAUCACUGUGGAGAUCCUGAGGAAGAUGAACCAGAAUGAUCUGGCUGAACAUCUAGAGAACAAAGUCAAGCAAGGCUCAACUGCAGACGACAGACAAGCUACUCUUCAUGAAUACAAAGAGACCAGCCUCAAACUGAAGAACAAAUUAAAACAGGACUACAAGCGGAUAUUGGUUGGUAAUUCACAGACGGGUCAUAAAAAAAACCUGAACGAUAUUUACACUGAUUUAUAUGUGUUGGAGAAUGAGACUGGAGGAAGAGAAAAUGAACACGAGGUGAGACAGAUCGAAUUGAAUCACAAACAAUAUGAUGGCAAGGACACACCAAUCCAAUGCAGUAACAUUUUUAAAGUCAAUGAAAUCAAAAAGGUACUGAUGAUGGGCAUUGCAGGGGUAGGAAAAACUGUGUCUGUCAAUAAAUUCAUCCUUGACUGGGCUGAAGGAAAAGAAAAUCAGGAUAUAGCCUUGAUUUUCCCUCUGCCAUUCCGUCAGCUAAACUUGAUUACAGAGAACUGCAGUCUCAUUGGACUGAUUCAUGACUAUUUCUUUAGUGAUCUUAAAGAACUACCCUCUCUUCCUGAAGAUGAUGGUAAGGUUUUGUUCAUUUUUGAUGGGCUGGAUGAAUGUCGCUUCACUUUGAGCUUUAAAGAGGGUGGCAGAAUUACAGAUGUUCACAAAAAAACAACAGUGAGUAAGAUAAUAACAAACCUUAUCAAGACAGACCUGCUUCCCUCUGCUCUCAUCUGGAUCACAUCCAGACCAGCAGCAUCCAGUUUGAUACCCCGAAACCACAUUGAUCAGGUGACUGAAGUGCGAGGAUUUAACGAUGAGCAGAAAGAGCAAUACUUCAUCAAAAACAGCAGUUCUGAGGUUUCUGAAAACAUCAUCCGUCACAUCAAGAAAUCCAGGAGCCUGUACAUCAUGUGCCACAUCCCCGUCUUCUGCUGGAUCUCUGUCACAGUUCUUCAGCCUCUACUGGCCCGAGAGAGCAAUGACAAAACACCAACAACUCUCACAGAGAUGUACACAAACUUCUUAAUUUCUCAGCAACAACAAAUGAAAGAAAAAUACUGUGAUGACCUUGAAACUAAAGCCAAUGCAAUGUCUUUUGAUGAGAUUAUUCUGAAGCUUGGGAAACUGGCCUUUCAACAGCUGGAGAAAGGUCAACUGAUUUUCUACAAAAAAGAUCUUGAGGAAUGUGGACUAGAUGUCAGUGAAGGAUCUGUCUACUCUGGGUUAUGCACUCAGAUAUUUCAGGAGGAAAAGGCUGUUUCAGCAAGAAACAUUUACAGCUUUGUACAUCUCAGCAUCCAGGAAUUUCUUGCUGCUCUUCAUGUGUUUUUGAUUAGCAAAGACAAGAAUGAGAACCCAUUUCUUGAAUCAUGGAUAGAAAAACUGAAUUGGAAACUGUCCGAAAAGUCAAUGUUUCAGCUUCACAAGGCUGCAGUCAACAAGGCUUUGCAAAGUAAGAAUGGACACCUGGAUCUUUUCCUCCGGUUCCUUCUGGGUCUCUCACUGGAGUCCAGUCAGAAUGACCUGAAAGAAUUACUGCCAGGACUGGAACUCAAAACAGAGAGCCUGAAAAACACUGCUGACUUUAUCAAAAAGAAGAUACAAGAGGAGAAAUCAGUAGAGAGGACCAUCAAUCUCUUCCACUGUCUGAGUGAACUGAAAGAUGACUUUGUGGAGGAAAUCCAGAAGAAUCUGAGCUCAGGAAAUCUUUCAGCACAGAAGCUUUCCUCUGCUCAGUGGUCUGGUCUGGCGUUUGUGCUCCAGAUGUCAGAAGAGACUCAAGAGACCUUUGAACUACAGAAAUACAGAAGAUCUGAUGAAGCAGUGAGAAGACUGCUGCCAGUGAUCAAAAACACCAGAAGAGCAGUGUUACAUAGUUGUAAUCUCACUGCUCUGUCUUGUGAGAGUUUGUCUUCAGCUCUACAGUCCUCAAACUCUGUCCUGAGAGAGCUGGACCUGACUGAAAAUGACCUGAAGGAUUCUGGAGUGAAGCUUCUAUCUGAUGGACUGAAGAGCCCAAAUUGCCAUCUGGAGAUAUUGAGGUUACAUAGUUGUAAUCUCACUGCUCUGUCUUGUGAGAGUUUGUCUUCAGCUCUACAGUCCUCAAACUCUGUACUGAGAGAGCUGGACCUGACUGAAAAUGACCUGAAGGAUUCUGGAGUGAAGCUUCUAUCUGAUGGACUGAAGAGCCCAAACUGUCAUCUGGAGAUAUUGAGAUUGUCUGGCUGUAUGGUGACAGAGAAAGGCUGUCAUUAUGUGUCUUCAGCUCUGAGUUUGAACCCUUCACACCUGAGAGAGCUGGUUCUAAGCUACAAUCACCCAGGAGAUUCAGGAAUUAAGCUGCUUUCUGAAAAACUGGAUGAUCCAAACUGCACACUGGACAAACUCAAUGUGGAUCAUGGAGGAGAGAUCAGGAUUACACCAGGACCACGAAGAUAUUCCCAUAAGUUCACUCUGGAUCUGAACACAGUGAAUAAAUGCCUCCGUCUGUCUGAGGAGAACACAGUGAUUACUGGAACUUACACAGUCCAGCCGUAUCCUGAUCAUCCAGACAGAUUUGAUGUUCCUCAGGUGGUGUGUGGAGAGAGUUUGUGUGAUCGACGCUGUUACUGGGAGAUUGAGUGGAGUGGAGGUGGUGUGUCUAUAUCAGUGUCAUAUAAGAGCAUCAGCAGGAAGGGAGAGUUUAAUGAGUGUGAGUUUGGAUAUAAUGAUCAGUCCUGGAGUUUGAUCUGCUCUUCCUUCAGUUACUCAUUCAUACACAAUAACAUACAGACUAAACUCCCAGUAAAGCCCAUCAGCAGGAGAAUAGGAGUGUAUGUGGAUCACAGAGCAGGAACUCUGUCCUUCUACAGCGUCUCUGGAGACACAAUGAGCCUCAUCCACACAGUUCAGACCACAUUCACUCAACCACUCUAUCCUGGGUUUACUGUUUGGUCUGGAUCAUCAGUGAAACUGUGUUGAUGAAUCAGACUGUAGAGAGAUUCUACCCAUAAUGCUUCGAGCUGAUGAUAAAUCAGUGACUGUCAGACUUGACAAGAUGAUCCAAGAUAAGAGUCUCAACACAUAAAGACGAUGAACACUUUUAUUAUUAUUUUCAACACGUCUCAAAAGCAACAUUUGUCUUGCACCACAAACACUUUUGCCAUAGUAUUGUGUUUUUGGAUUUAUCAUAAACACAGUUAUUCAAACCUAAAGCUCUUCUUUCAUGAGCUCCUGUGAUCAUUUGGGGUGUCACACAUACGGGCCGCAGGAUGAUUUGAACUAUAAUAAUAAUAAAAUAUAGAGAUGCACUAGUCCACUGGUUAUAAAUCCAAACGUUUUUAGUUUUAUUUUUGCUCAAUCUUUACUCCGGGCUGGCAAACAAGAUGCUGUAAUAAUUUCCUAAAAUGUAAUUUGUGUGGAAAUAUUUACCAUGUCUGUAAACAGGAAGUUAAAACAGGCGAACGGACACAAAGAGGAGAACAGACGCGCCACAAAGAAAAUACUGUACAUACACAAGCUCUUGUCAUCAAGUUUUGAUGGCUUUUCCUCUUAUCUCUGUAUAAAGUAUUUAUAAGUAUCUAUUUAUCGAUGCAGUGCUGCUUUGUGUACAGUGGUAACCAUGGAAACGCUGUAUCACUGCUGUCCCAUGAGCACCACCUACUGUCAGAGAGUGAAUCUGUAUCUUCAUUCAGUCCGUCUGCUGAUUGUGUUUUGUGCAGGUGUCUUAUGAAGCAUAAUUUCACAAAGCUAAAGGCAGACCAUGCUGUUUCUGCUGUUAAUCUUGAAAUUAUAAAAUAAUUUAAAUUAAAAACAACUGCUCAUGUGCAUAACAUCUUUGUUGGGAUUGUGAUAAAAAUGCACCACCUCUAAUAUAAAAAGCUACACAUAUUUUUUGAACAAUUAAACAAUAAAUACAUUUGCUUAAAAAAAAAUUGGAAUUGGCCACGAAAAAUCAAAAUAGGUGCAUCACUGUGUAGUGAACAGCACAUUCUAGGCCGGGCCCCUCUCUGUCGUAACA